Molecule: messenger RNA, 1227 nt
Organism: Trypanosoma cruzi
Lineage: Eukaryota; Euglenozoa; Kinetoplastea; Trypanosomatida; Trypanosomatidae
Product: mucin-associated surface protein (MASP), putative
Exons: 1
Coding region: 1-1227 (408 amino acids)
Source: RefSeq, a predicted model, not a curated record
AUGGCGAUGAUGAUGACUGGCCGUGUGCUACUGGUGUGUGCCCUCUGCGUGCUGUGGUGCGGUGCGGUUUUUGGACACGCGAUGGACGAUUACUGCAGUGAGGGUGGAGGGAACGGUUUGAGGCACACGAGUAAUGGUGGAGAUGACGGCGUGUCUCUAAAGGCGGACUGCGGGUUGUUAUCCACUCGAAUGGGUUUAAUAAGGGCGGUUGAAGCUGUGGAAGCUGGACAAGAAUUGAGUGGCCCAGACCCGCCUCAGGAUAACUCGAAGGUAUCAUCAAGUGAUAAGAAAGUGCGUAGCGGAGCGCCUGGUUCAAAAGGAGGUAGUGUCGCAGCAGCAGCAGCAGCAAUACCGCCGACGCCCGGAGGAUCAGGUACAGGAGGACAGGUGGUGAAGCCAGAAGGGUUGGAUGCAAAUGGAGGAAAGGAAGCAGAUCAUAAGGAGGAUCGCAACGACAGUACGGCAACUGGGCCCCAACUUCAAAGCGUUGAUCAAUCAUCUUCUUCCUCUUCUUCAUCUGGCAGCCCUGGCACUCAGAGCGGUGAAGAACACAACUUGGAGAAUACUUCCAAGAGUGAUGAAUCCUCCGAUGAUUCAGCGGAAGAUGACGAAAGUGAUCCUCUUAGCCAAUCUGACAGUCGUGAAGAGAGGGCGGAAGAAGAACCAGAAAAAAACGAAUUAAAUACAGAAAAUACAAGUCAUGAGGCACCAACACUAACAACAGCACCAGCCGAAGAGGCAGAAAUACAAGCAACAAUACCAACAACACCACUGCAUGGACAUUCCGGCGCUGAGGAUUCAGGAGAGGUGCAACAGUUACAACAACCCCAAGACGGCAUUGAGUCAAACAACCAUUCACAAACAAAGAGCGUUGCCACCAUCGCAGCCAAUCAAAAGAAUGAACCACCUGGCGGCCAUGCAGAAUCAAGGCCACCAUCACCCACAGCAAACGGUGAUGCUGCCAAUAACGAAUCUGAAACGAGCACUGAAGAGGGCAUCCCCAACAAUGAUCCAGCAGCUGAUGCUCCAGGGACAGCAGAAGAAAAACAAAAUGAAAAUAAAGAUGCCAAUCCGAAAGAAACACCAGUCGAAGCCACGGCCAUGAAAACUACAACGGCGACGACUGGCGACAGUGACGGCAGCACCGCGGUCUCCCACACCACCUCCCCUCUUUUGCCUCUUCUUGUUGUUGCGUGUUCGGCUGCUGCUGCGGUGGUGGCCGCGUGA